AUGUCAUCUGAAGCUGAAACAAAUAACUCCUCUGCUGGAAAGCAGGACGAGGAAUGUAAAGACGAGAAAGUAAAAGAUGAAGUAUCCAAGGAAGCCACGGGUACUGACAAAUCAGAUGAUAAGACACUGACAGAAAAAGAAGAAACAGGAAUUGACGCAAAAACGGAAGCUGGUGAUGUCAAGGAAGUAAAGCAAGAAGAUUCAAAGGACGAAAGCCAAGUAAACAGCAAAGAAGGAGUAGAGGAAAAAACAGACGAGGCAAGCAAAGAAAAUCAGGGUGAAGAGAAAGAAAAUGAAAAUACUGAGGAGGAAGUGAAGAAAGAUGAAGAAGAAAAAGAAAAAUCGGAGAAGGAGGAGGAGAAAUCCCCUAAAGAGAACCAGGAAGGAAGUGACGAGACGGACAAGAAGAGUACUUCACCUGACCAAUCAGCCGUCCCCACCAAAACGGAACCAGAGCCAUUAACAGAGGAUGGUGAAAAAGAUGAACAACCAACAGAAACAACCAAAGAUGUUGUGGAGGAGCCAAUAGAGAACCAGGUUAAUGAGGAGUCACUGGAGGACCAGAUUAAGGACAUCCUAGAGGCCACUGAAGACACACAAACAGAGGAAAAAUUAGAACCUAAAAGUCCAACAAAGGAGGAUAAGGAAUUACAGCCGGAUUCUCCCGAGGAGGAUAAAACUAAAUCUGAAGAAACCGAUGAUGUAAAGGAUACUGAAGGAGUGACUGAAACUGAAAACCAAGACAAUUCAAAUAGUGCUGAAGAAAACUCUGAAACAAAAGAGGCCGAAAAUCCAACUGAAAGUGAAAACACUCCAGAGAGCAAUAUAGAAAAUACUGAAAAACUGAACUCUUCUGGAAUGGAAGGUGAGAAAGAAGCAGUUGCUGUUGCCACAGAAGGUGAGCAGGCUGUGGCUGAAGUAAAGGAGGAGAAAAGUGAGGAAAAGAAAGAGGAGAAAGGGGGGACUGAUGAGGUAAGGGAGGAGACAAAAACAUCAGAAGAAACAAACCUAGAGGAAGAAAAUAAGCAAAAGGAGGAGAAAGAAAGAAAGAAAACAGAAGAAGAGGAGGAGAAGAAGAGAAAGGAAGAAGAGGAGGAAAGGAAACAGAAGGAAGCUGAGGAAGAAGAGAGGAAGAAACUGGAGGAAGAACAAAAAUUAAAGGAAGAAGAAGAAAGAAAGAAAGAGGAAGGAGAGAAGAAGAAAAUGGAGGAAGAACAAAGAUUAAAAGAAGAAGAAGAGAGGAAGCAGAAAGAGGAGGAGGAGAGGAGGCAGAGAGAGGCUGAGGAAGAGGAAAGAAAGAAAAAGGAAUUAGAGGAGAAGCUAGAGUCUACACUGGCCAAUCAGAAUGCAGAUAAAGAAACCAUGAAAUCCUUGAUAGAGGAGAAUGUUAGACUAAAGGGAGACAUGGAAAAAAUGAAAGAAGAUUAUGAGAAAAUCAAGGAUAAAGAAGCCAAAAUAUCACAAGUGGAGAAAGAAAACCAGGAAAAAACAGACCAGAUCAAGAAACUGGAGGCUGACUUGGAAAAACUUAAGGCUCAGGCAUCCAAUGGAACAGGAGGGGAAGCCUCGGCUCAGAGGAUAUCUGACUUAGAGAAGAAGCUCAUCCGCCUGGCAAAAGAGGAUGAGGAUAAAGAUAAACAGAUCACAUCCCUCAACAAAGAGCUACAGCAAACCAAAACAGAGCUACAGAAGAGAGAGGCACGGGCACCAGGUGAAGGAGGGAACCAGCCAUCUAAGUCAUGCAUCAUUCUGUAGACUUUAACAUAAAUUUAAUAUGCAUCAGAGGUGCUCAGGAGUAAAUUGUAUUCCUAU
This is a messenger RNA of Saccostrea echinata, 1812 nucleotides long. RefSeq names its product golgin subfamily A member 6-like protein 22. The record is from RefSeq and is a predicted model, not a curated record. The transcript is spliced from 5 exons. NCBI's taxonomy places the organism in Eukaryota, Metazoa, Mollusca, Bivalvia, Ostreida, Ostreidae. The coding region runs from base 1 to 1755 and encodes 584 amino acids.